Molecule: messenger RNA, 858 nt
Organism: Neoarius graeffei (lesser salmon catfish)
Lineage: Eukaryota; Metazoa; Chordata; Actinopteri; Siluriformes; Ariidae
Gene: synprb
Product: synaptoporin b
Exons: 5
Coding region: 1-858 (285 amino acids)
Cellular component (GO): synaptic vesicle; synaptic vesicle membrane
Source: RefSeq, a predicted model, not a curated record
AUGUGUAUGGUCAUAUUUGCUCCGCUUUUUGCUGUUUGUGCAUUUGCAACAUGUGGGGGAUAUUCUGGCCAGAUAACGGUUAAAGUGGAAUGCAUGGAUAAAACCCAAAGAAACAUCAGUAUCAGUUUUGGCUAUCCAUUCAGACUGCAGCAGGUGCACUUCACUGUUCCUCUCUGUGAGGGUAAGAGGUACGAGACGCUCUUCCUUGAGGGAGACUACUCCUCUUCAGCACAAUUCUUCAUUACUGUGGCUGUGUUAGCAUUUCUCUACUCACUCCUAGCUACAGUUGUCUACAUUUUUUACCAGAACAAGUACAGAGAGAAGAAUAGAGGUCCUUUAGUGGAUUGCCUGGUGACUGUGAUUUUCUCAGGUCUGUGGCUUGUGAGCUCAAUAGCCUGGGCUAAAACUCUGUCCGGAGUGAAGACAGCCACAGAUGUGAAUCUGAUACAGAUGCUAAUGUCUGCCUGCAGAGAUGAGGAGAACUUGUGUGAGACCCUAGAGGAGCCUACUUGGACCAGUCUUAAUGUAUCAGUGGCUUUUGGCUUUCUGAAUUUCUGCCUGUGGGCUGGUAACAUUUGGUUUGCCUACAAAGAAACAGGCUUACACAAGUCCGGUCAGCGCUACCCAUCCAGAACGCCAUCUGAGAAACGCAGCAGUAGCUUCAGGCAGUACAGUCAAAGCAGUUUUGACCAAUCCAGAACAGGCUUUGGACAGAGGCUCUACAGCCAGCCAAGUUUUGACCUAUCAGGUGGAGGACUCAACCUCCUGCAGACCAAUCUGGGACAACCUAAAGUUUACAGACAGAUGGGCAGUCCCACCUCUAGAGGACCGCUCAUAUUUGUCAAUGAAAGUCAGUGA